UAUAUAGAGAUUAUAGGGAGAUAUCAGUCAGUUGUCUGUGAUCUCAAAUCCUGCAGGUUUUUCCAUCAUCAAUGGAAGCAAACACCAGGGUGUGCAAGAUCUGUGACCGCAGUUUCGCGAACGGCAAGGCCAUGGGCGGCCACAUGAGAUCCCACCUGGCCAAAUUCCAGCUUCCUCCAGCCCCAAAGCCUCAGCCAGAGCCCUCCCAGUCCCCGGCAACCGUCCAAUCGGCGAACUCCGAGCUGUCGUCCAUCGCUAUUUCUGAUCCGACGGUCCAUGACGACAGGGAGAGUGACACCGAGUCAAGGAAGAUAAUUAUGAACCCUGAUAAGACAACUGGCCUCCAGCUGAAACGGUCCAAGCGUGGCCGUCGAUUGGCCAGUUACAAGCCGAUGCCGGUUGAUGCGCCUGAAUAUGUCAGUUCUGAGUCAACGUCCCAGCUUGCUUUAUCGGAUGAGGAAGUGGCUCGGUGUCUGUUGUUGCUCUCGAUAGGUAAUAGUUCAAGAGGUCCGAUUGCGAAGAAGGAGCCAAAAGAAGCGGUCGAUGAGACGGAGUUGAGUGAGGAGGAAGAGGAGGAAAAGGGCGAGUCUUUCUGUGCGAAAUGGAAGCAGACCCGGGCCACAAGGUCUAAGUUCAAGUGUAAAGUGUGCAAGAAAAUCUUCAGAUCUUACCAGGCCCUAGGCGGGCACCGAGCAAGUCAUGGUCAUGGUACUACGAGUGCGAAAGACACUCGCCGGAUCAAUCAUCAGCGGGACAGCAACAAUAAAAAGGCCGAUCAACGUGAUCCGGAUCGGGAGAGCAACAACAGGAAGAUCUUCAAGUGCCCGUUUUGUGAUAAGGUAUUCGAGUCCGGCCAGGGGCUGGGAGGGCACAAGAAGGUCCAUGCCUUCGAUGCUGCUAAAAAGAAGAUCAAGAUCAGCAACAGUGACUGUGAUGAUACGACUGCUCAAAAGUUGUGUAGAAGAGAGAGGCUCUUCUUCGAUCUCAACCUGCCAGCAGCAACCGAAGAUGAAGUAAUUAGCCAGCCCCAGUUGGCAAAGUCUUCGUCCGGUUAAUUUAUAAUUCGAGCGUCAAUUAAUUUUCAUCAUGCAGGUGUCAUAUUAUUUUCACAUGUUCUGGCACAGACGAUUAUGUAGAUAGAAACACAGGCUACACAGCUACCUAGCUAGCUUGCUGAUCCUGUCUGCAUGUAUACACCUCUAGCUCCUUUGGGUUGGAUAUUUUCUGUUGUUAGGUGUUUAGUGAAAAUGGAUUUCGUGUGUUGUGGAUAGAUCGAUGUUCGGUUUUUAUAUCUUCC
This is a messenger RNA of Punica granatum (pomegranate), 1297 nucleotides long. Lineage: Eukaryota; Viridiplantae; Streptophyta; Magnoliopsida; Myrtales; Lythraceae. The record is from RefSeq and is a predicted model, not a curated record.